This is a messenger RNA of Phyllopteryx taeniolatus (common seadragon), 5579 nucleotides long. Its product is annotated as filaggrin-2. NCBI's taxonomy places the organism in Eukaryota, Metazoa, Chordata, Actinopteri, Syngnathiformes, Syngnathidae. The transcript is spliced from 8 exons. The coding region runs from base 1280 to 4897 and encodes 1205 amino acids. The record is from RefSeq and is a predicted model, not a curated record.
AGAUUGCCUCGCUGUGGUAAAAGUAGCACUCAAAUAAUUUUCACAGCUCCAAUCUGUGUUGCAUCCAGAGCUUAAUUAUGUCCUCUGGGGAAAGUUAUUGAACUUAACAGUAGUGUGUCAGGUCAGGCUGAUUUAAAUCUCUCCUUCACUGCUUCUGUGGGUUAAAAAAAAAAAAAAAAAAGUCUAUACAGCAGUGUUCAAAUGCCAGCAUUUUGUAAUGUUUUGCAUUUUGAAACCAUAAAAUGGAUCCUCUUUGGAACCUUUUUUUUUUUUUUUCCUCUCUGAAGGUCAAACCGUUUUCAGCAAUUUUGACAAAUCCUGCGCAAAGCACAAAGAGAAGCAUGUAUUGUAUAUUACUCGUGCAAGUCUGUCCUUUAAUCCUAACAGUUCCUUGUGUGUGCUGUGCAUUUGAUAAUAUGAAGCGUUGGCUCAUGCAGUUGUGGAAUCUCUGUGGACGUCCCCACGCGAGGCCAGUUUGGAAUAUUCACAAGUCCAUCACGUUUGCGGUGCAUGCGUUCCAAUUUUCCAUUGCGUUUGCCAAACAGUCACUGGAGCGUUUCACAUUGAUAUCCAGUGGAUCUGAGCCAUAUUCCAUUGAUGCAGGGAAGGUGCCAGUGGCGGUGGUUAUUAAUAUACUUUAUGCCGAGUUACUAAGAAGUCAUGUGUGUUAUGUCCACCUCAAAGCUGUGGUUGAUUGCCUUCUCUUUUCCCUCAACAUUCCAGCUUUAAUUAAUGGAACGUGUUAUUGUUGGAUUGUCAUUUUAUUGGAGUUCAAUGCAUUUCUCACUAACUUUGAGUGUUAGCUUGCCCAUUGCACUGACAUAAUAGGGACAUCCUGAUCAAUAUGUUGCCGCAUGCAUAAGCAUUGCUGUUUGUACUGUUUAUUCCUCUCUUCUCCCAUGAUGCUAGGAACUGGUGAAAAAUAAUGUUGACAUCCGAACACUGAUCUCAAUGAUGAUAUAUUCUGUAUUUCUUAUGUCUCUCAUCAACCAGAGCAUUUCUCAUGAGCGUACAACUAACGUACCUGACCUCUCUGUCAUUGGGUGACACUGGAGUCUAUUGAAUCGUGUGUGUGUGUGUGUGUGUGUGUCACACACGCGCUUCACUGUUCAAUUAGAAAGGGCAUCACACACACAAUGUCAUUUUGCUUCUGGGACAAAGCAUCAGUAAACAUCUUUUUCUCCUUCAUCCUGGCGGCUGACUGCUUUUAGACCGACCACACGUAUUUCAGCCAUUCUUAUCAGGCCAACAGAAGAUUUGAAAAUAAAAAAAAUCAGAAAUGUGUGACCAGCAAGAAAAAGUCAAGAACAAAAAAACAGCUGCCGAAUCUCAAGAAAUGAAGCACCAUCACCAACCACAUCAUCAGCAACUGACGUUCCAUCGGUCAGAUGAAGAUGGCAGCCAAGACGCCCAUUCGACAGCGGAGGACAGCUUGCUCAGUGACGGCCUCCCUCAUCAGCAACAUCGCUCUCAUCGUUAUCGCUGCAAGCAAAGGCGUGGCCGGCUCUCGCCUUCUGUAACUUCUUUCACUUCUUCAUAUGGUUCCUCUUCAUCCACUUUCUCCUCUUCAUCAACAACCGCCUCCUCUGCUUCGUGUUCUUCAUCGUCCAACUCUUCCACCACUUCAGCAUCUUCCUCUAGUCUGUCAUCCGAGAGUAGUACUGAAACGUUGGAUAGAUUUCUCCUCAGGAGGCCUCAGCAUUCCCAGUCUUGGACGAACAUUUCUGGGAAGGACGGGUUCGUCGAAGAAGAAGAAGACGACACCGCACCUUUGGUCGCCGAUAGAGCUCAUGUAGGCAAGCAGAAACAAGCCAAAGGCAAGUCCGCUCGCAGCGGCUCCCAGCAAGGCGCCGAGCAGACUCAAAAUAGCGCAAGUUUCCGCAAAUCCAAAUCGAUGGAGGCCCUCGCUCGCCCCACAGAAAGAGAGGGGCACGCAAACGAGGAAGAAGAGGAGAACCAAAAAAAACAGGUCCGAAAGAAUUUAAUGAAGGAAAAAAUGAAGUUCUCUGCUUUCCUUAAUGAGAUCACACGACAAGUGCUGAGCCCGAUGAGACUUAGCACUCUGGGGGUCACAGACGCUCAGAAAACCAGCAGCGCGGAGCCCGCCGGGAUUAGAUCCAGGAAGUCCGAGAGCAACACGGGACAGCAGAGGAGUCGGCCCGUCAGCGCCGACUCGGUGAAGUCCGGCAAGUAUUCUCACGCUUCGCUUUCCAAGUCGAAAUCGUUCCACCGCCAUCGUGAUCGCCGCUCUCCGGACUCGACCGAUCGCAUGCAACACAGGCCCAGGAGCUGCACUGAUAUAAGCUGUUCGGAAAGACAUCCGUCGCGGUCUCCCACUUCUCACGAUUGCUCCCGUUCACCCUCUUGUAAGCGGCGCCGUCGUCGGAAUCAAGGAGAUCAUAUUCGUCGGUGUCAUCACCGUAGCGUCCCCCGCAGCCCGAGUUAUCACAGACACCCCCGCAACAGGAGUCCUCAGCGUCGUCGCAGAUGCCACAGUCCUGUCUUCUAUCCUGACCACGGAGAUCGGGACACUUCCAGCUUUUACCGCACCAAACGUUCUCCUCGCAACCACGGUGGAGAGCGCUACAGCCCUUCAACUCAUCCCCGUCGCACCGACUACCGUGACCCGGCUAUUCACCGGCACGGUGACCGUCAUUUCCAUUAUCCCCAUGGAUACCACAACCGUGGUCAUGUUCCUCGCCACGGAGAUCCUCCUUGUACAACGUAUCACCGUGAAGAGCGCCACAGCAGAACUCUCCCUCAUCAUCAGAUUCACAAUGGCACAUCACAGCACCACGAAGACCAUUCAAUUCCCCAUCAUUUAAAUCCAAAGCGGCCAACCACACCGCAUCGUGGGAAUAAAACCCAAAGCUGUGAGCACACCAAUACGCCCUACUCAAAACAUCACCAUGGAGACCACCAUGGCCUUUCUCAGCAUCACAGUUUAAAGGACCAACAUCACCGUGGCGAUCCUCAUAAUCGUCAGCAUGGAGAUCGCCACAGUGGGAUCCAUCAGCAGCACCAGGGAGUCCAUGGAGACGGAAGCCCCCGCCCUCAGCAGAGAGCCAGACCUGCUGAGUUUGAGCUCCAUCGCCACGGAGACCAUCACAGGUCCAGUCACCAGAAUCAGCAGGGACACCGCCCCAGUCCAAACCCUCAACAUCACCAUGGAGACGACCCCGACGAUGUACAUCGACCUGACGGUGACGAGAGCCAGAGUUCCUAUCGAGAACAGCGCCGCGGAGCUCGUCGUAGUCCAACCCGUCCCCAUCGUCCUGGAGACCAGCACAGUCCAAACCAUGAGGAUCUCCACAGUAAUUUGCAUCGUCACAGUCAUGGAGAAAGUCAAAAUGCAGGGCAGCAGCACGGAGAGCCUCACAAUCCAAAUGGCCAACACCACCACAGAGAUCAGACCGGUUCUCACCGUCAGCAUCACCACGGAGACCACAAAAGUCCAAACGGUCAUCACCAGCACGAAGGCCACCAUCGCCGCGUCCAUCAAAUCCAGCACGGGGAUCCGAGUCAUCCUGAACCACAUCAAAACCGACACCUCUCCAAAAAUGAGCCCGAACUUGAGGAAAAGCACGAUCCCGUUGUUAGACGGUCUGCUGGCGGUCUGCCGCCGCAGCAGAACAAGAGCGGAGUUCUUCCCUGCAAGCCGGACUCGACAAGAAAGAUCACCGGCCGAGAUGAGGGGCAAACAGACUUCACCGGCCCUUCGAUACCGCAAGAACCAACACACGAAAUGGAUACGAUCACGGUCCUACAGGAAGAGAAUGAAAGUCUGCAGCAGAGUUUCGCCAAGUCAGCGGUCAAUAUGGAAUUUUUGGGAGAAUUUUUAAGUAGCCAGAAGAUUCUGGAAGAGGAGCUCCAGAGGACCCGUGAGGAACUGAGCAACCUCAUGGAGAGUUUUCAAAUACUCCACGAGAACUGUUCAUCCACACAACAAACAAAUAGCCUACUGGAGCAAAAACUGAACUCUGUGACUCGGAGCAUGGAGGGCGAGCGCGAGAGGUUGAGCCGACGUAUUUCGGGAUUGACGGAACAACUGGCUGCUGCAAAAUUUGCCGACAGUGUGGGCACAUUCAAUGUCAAAUCUGCGCUGAACACACCCUACGACCGUUUGCAUCUCGAUGAGGCCAUCAAUCAGGUUCUGCUCCCCAUAGCCCCUCCCCCCAUCCAGUUCAUGGACAGCCAAAACUAUGAAAAGGUCAAAGCAGCAGGGCAGGAACAAUGUCUGGGGUCCGUUCCAGAGGAGGAGGAGUCUGACUGGUCAGAAACGGGGGACGAGAUCCCACGAUUCAUUCUGACAGGCUCGAACAGAAGUCAAGCAUGGAUGCCCGGGGAAGGAGACACGGACAAAGACAGCGAGUCAGGAGGCGAGGAGGUCGUCCGCCUUCCAUCUCCUCGACCCCUGCAGAUACCGCAUCUCCACUUCACCAUCCACAAUGAGAUUUUACCUGCCCCGCCAGGCGACGCUUGCCCCUCAGGUAUGACGGGUGAGAGCACAUUUAGGAUCACCGCUAGUCCGAAUCUCGGCUCUACCGUACUGAUCAGGUCGGCGAGCCUGGAGGAAAUCCCGCUCGCGUGCCAUCAAUUGCCCAAGGAGCUCAGAGGCACGGAGGCCGUCAUGGACCUCCGCCGCCCUGGGGAUGAAGCUAUCGAUGAUUUCGAUAAUGAGAUCGUUCACGGUUGGCGAAUGAACAACAACGGGGAUGGGAGGGCAUCAGAGGCCGAUAGCGCUCCCUGCAGCCUGCAGUCGGUGGAACAGAUGCUCAACCGGUUCCCGCGCGAGCCGCAGCCCGGCGAGGGCCCGUGUCGGCGCAGGUCCGAACUGCACGGCUGGACGCGGGGGAUUGCGGAGGAGGUGCUGGGUGGGGAGCAAACGCAACUGUGAUCCGAUGUUCACACGGUGCGGCCUGGACUUAACCCGGCACGGGGGGGCAAAUAAGUUUGUACUGACGCCGUUAGAGCUAUUUGUACUAUUUGUGGAUUUAUUCAAGGUGUAGUUUUGCACUGCUGCAAAAUAUCGUUUGAUCAGGUUCCUUGACAGAUCCAAGAGACGCGUCCUGCUAUGGUAUACAUGCUACUUCCUCUGCAUUACUUUACUAGAUUGUUUCCUUCCUGAUUCCAUCAGUUGAAUUUAAAGUAUGAAUGUAUUUGCUUUUGAAUCUGCUUUUUUGUGUCUUUUUGAAUGUCUAAUGAGUGUAUAUGUGAAGAGAAAUCUACUCCUUACAUUAGAAUUUUCAGCAAAAUCCGAGAAUGCCCUAAAGACCUUUUUACUUGUAAAUACUUCCUUCCAAAAGCAGUCAAACAUUGUUUAAAUGAAAAUAAGAUGGCCAUAUUUGGUGGAAUUUGGAAGCGUGAUCAUAAGUGACAGAGUUGUGAAUGAGCAGUUGUCUAUUGUGUAUGUUGUGUUUUUGUACAUAAUCUGAAUAAAUGAAAACAGUCACCUUUUUCCUGUACAAACAUUGUAUGUAAUAAUAACAACAGCUAACCUAACAGGAGAAUUACGCAAAAGAUUAGCCACAUAAGGCCAUGCAACUAAUACCACAAAUAAAGACACUAUUAAACAUUGA